AUUUUUCGGCCGAAAGCGGGCGAUUUGAAAGAUACAAAGAUACAUGUUUCGGCCGCGGACAAGGAAACAACAGAACUAUGUCGAAUUUUUCUCUGAAUUCAGAAAAGUCCGUUGAUAAAAUUGAUAAUUUCGAGAAAAAGAAAAUCACCUAAAACCGAUAUAAUUGAACAUCCCUAGCACUCGGUCGCGCGCGUAUCUGCUAUACGAAAAGAUAUUACCGAACCCCUCGAGCGGGAAUUAUUAAUAAAAAUUUAAAUAUAAACUGCCAAUUAAGGUUUUGAUUUGAAAUUUUGGAUUGAUAUCUGACGGUUUAGUGUGGUGAAAAGUUCAGCAAAUUUCGAAUUUCAACAGUCGGAGUAAUUGUUCCAUAGAUCAAAGGAUCCUAAAGCCCCGAUUUGUGUAAAAGGACUUUCGAUUCCGUGAACGGAAUAUCCAAAGUGAGUGCGAUACCAAGUGCCCGUAAAGAACUUUGCACAAAAAACAGCAACGGCACAACAACAAUCCCACCAACAACAGCCGGAGGAGCAUCAUCAUAGACAACGGUUGUCCCUCCCGCCCCGUCCCGUCUGUCGGUCUCUGUUUGUGCCACCCGACCGGGCUGCAUACAACCCAACAACUUCAGUCUACACUUGAUAUACAUAUAUACUACAGAUAUAUAUACAAAGUAUAUAUAUAAAACAAAAACGAUCGAUUCUCGUGUGCGCGUGUGCGAGUGUGUGAGUGCGUGUUGCAUAUAUUGAGCCGACGGUUCCGACGACUUUGCUAUAUAAUCGGGUGGUACGCACACAGAUUCAAAUACAGAUACAGAUACAAUACACCCAUCGCUGCCACAGAUACAGCUGCAGAUACAUAAAUAUAUAUGUAUGGGUGUAUGUAUCUAUCCAAAGUAGAAGAUAUAUAUGCGUAUAAGCUGAACGCGGCGCACUCUGCUCUGUUUUUUCUUUUAUAAUUACUUUUGGCUAAAAUUAGAAAACGUGUGUGUUGCGCCAAUGAUUUUGAGUGUGUGUGUGCGUGUGUGUCUGCCUCACUAGUACUAGUAUCUGUGUCUGGCUAUAUCGCUGGUACAUCAUCAUCAUCAUCACCACCACAGUCGUCGUCAGAGACGAUGUCUUCAGCGGCCGUGUGUGUGCCAGAAAACACUCGUCGCCAGUGAAUCAGACUACGACUAGCACUACGGCUACGGGCUAUAUAGUAGACAUCGGGCGAAGAUCGCGUAUACAGCCAGACAAACAUUAUCUAUCGUAUAUCGUGCGGCGGCGAGGAGUAUUACACUUACAACUCGGCAACGAAGACGCCGCAUAAACGACAAAACCGAUCCCCGAUCCGAUUCAAUACGAUUCGAAACGAUCCGUUCCCGAUUCGGCAGCCGAAGCCGAGGCCGAGGCCGAGACCGGGACGAGUCAAUCUUGCGCGCGUGAAAAACCUCGUGAGGGAAAAAUCAAACGCCACGCGACCUUACCUCUCUCACUCUCUCGUUCAAUUGGGGGGGCGUGCAACGGGGCGUGGCCGUGCGUCGACUCCAAAGCGCUCAAGUGAAACGUGUAGCUGAACCAACAACAACAAACACAAAACAACAAGAAGAAUUUUAAAGAAAUUUUUAUUUAUUCAAAAGAUAGUUUUGGCAAAGAUAAAAAAGAAUAAAAAACGCGACGGGCAAACAAAAUGAGUCACCAGCAACAUCAAAAGCAAAAUCAACAUUAUCUGUGGCAUACAACAGCAACAAAGUGUUAACAAAUUAAUGCUACAAAAAGUGAAAAUCAGAAACAGUCGAAAAAAACAUUCUUACCACCAAUUGCAUCUCUCGCCCGAGCAGUUUGUGUCUCUCUUGCUCCUGCUGUCGCUCAAAAUGCUACGAAAUUAUCGAAAGUAUUUGCAGGAUAAACGGAAAUACGACAAGGCACAACGCGGACGCAGCAGCAGCAGCAGCAGCAGUAGCAGCAGCAGCAACAUUUGUCACGAUUAAACGCGAGUCGAUAAGGAUAUUACCAGCAGGAGCGGAAUACCACAAGAAAAGGAGCGACACUCCAGAAGCAAUUGCAACGGAUAGAACUGAGCUUUUAGCCAGACGAGGAAGAUCCUUUCAGAUUUUGUACAUAAAAUCAGGGCAAUAGCAACAACAAUUUUGGAGGACGCCAUGUAUGCGCAACAUUUGCGCAAAUGGAGUCUAAAAACAAAAAAGCCACUAAUGCCAUUGAUAUUGCUAAUUAUCUACGUCAGCAACAUGCUGCUGCCGACGACAGCAGCAGCCACAGUGGCAUCCACACAGCAACAGUUGCAACAACAACAACUACAACCACAAAGAUUAUGGGAAGUCAGUGCAGAAGAAAGCAGCUACUAUAUACCACUGACUUUGGAUAAUGGCAGCGGGAGCAGUAGCACCAGCAUCAGCAGCAGUGAAAGCGCCAAGAUCACUGGCAGUACCAGGGGCAGAGGCAGUGGCGGUGGCAGUGGCAGCAGCAGCAGCCACCUUAGUAGCAGCAACAUCGACAACAAUAUCUUAAGUAGGCUGCUCAGCCGCACCAGCAAUAGUCUUAGUAGCCGUAGCAAUCUUAAGUUAAAGCCAGCAACAGUAUUCGACGCCGGCAGCAAUGCAGCUGUACAGCAACAGCAACAGCAACUGCACCUGCAACAAGAGCAACAGCAGCCACAGAAGCAACAGCAGCAAGUGCCACAUGUUGCUGCCGCCGUGUCAAUGCAGCAGUCAAUGCAAAAAGUUCCAAAUACUUUAAUAAAUAGUCAAAUAUAUAAUUUAUUAAACAGUGGCAGGCCCAGCGAGGCGGCGAGCAGUAAAAUGCGUCGCCACAUACCAACAACUCAAUUGCAACUACAGCCGCAGCAGCCCAAGUUGCAGCAACCCAGCUUACCGCGUCCAGUGAGCAAUUACAGUAGGCGAGCCACGCAAAGCUAUCUCAUCGAGUCCUACGAAGUACCAGACAGCGAGACUCUGGAUGAGGACAGUCCAGAGCAGGCGGCACGUAAUCGGCGCGACGGCAACCAGCGGCCACAUCGCUCCGGCCUUCGCCAGCAGCUGCAGCAGGACAAGCGGGAUCAUCGCCGCCAGCGUCAGCAUCAGCGACACGAGCAGAGACUGCGCCAGCACCAGCCCUCCCAGCAGCAGCAGCAACAGCGGAGGAAGCAUCCCCGGAAGCACAGGGGACGGCAGCGGGCCGGACGCUACUGCUCCGCCCGAGAUCCUGCCCAGCUGGCCUACUCAGCGCCCACCGUCUUCCAGGGCGUGUUCAUCUCCAUGUCGGCCGACCGGCGGGUCAACUUCUCGGCCACCAUGAAGGUGCUCAAGGUGUACAAGCAGCAGCGGGAUCUGCAGCUGCCCCAGCUGGUCCGGCUGCAGUUCGCUCUGCGCAACGCCAGCGGCGAGUGCGACAUCUACAGGGAGCGACUGGUGCCGCGCGGUGUACUCCGAUCCGGGAACGAUCUACAGCAGUCCUCGGAUAUAUCCUACAUGAUGUUUGUCCAGCAAACGAAUCCGGGCAACUUCACCAUCCUUGGCCAGCCCGUGCGGGUCACCCACUCGGUGAUGGAAUCGGUCAAAAUGGCUGUGAGUGAAAAUUAUGCACAGAACGCAUCGAUCACGUCGAUCACCUCGGUGCCGAACAACACGACCAUCGACCAUGGCCGGGAGCUGCGGAUCAUUUGCAAGGUGUCCGGCCAGCCACCGCCGAAGGUCACCUGGUUCAAGGAUGACAAGUCCAUCAAUCGCAAGCGCAACGUUUACCAAUUCAAGCAUCACAAAAGACGCUCCGAGCUGAUUGUGCGCUCCUUCAAUAGUUCCUCCGAUGCGGGCAAGUACGAGUGCCGUGCCAAGAACAAAGUCAGCAAGGCGAUCAUCAAGCGCCGCAUCAUGAUCAAUGCCUAUCCAGUUGCCUCUCGGCCGGACCAGACGCGCAGCUCGGGCACCCCCUGUCACUUUACCGACUUUUGCUUCCACGGCGGCACCUGCAUGCUGAUCCCGGAUCUGAACGAGUUCUACUGCAAUUGCGCGAAUGGAUACUUCGGCGAACGUUGCGAGAACAAUAGGCUCGAGAGUAGGUACAGCAAUAAUCCCCAAUCUUGCGAGAAUUAUCACGGAGGUUUUUACUGCUAAAAUAGGCACUUCUAUAGCAUCGAUUGUUUUAGAUCGAGUCACAUCGCGACAAAUCGAAACUGAACCGAAAAACAAACAAACAAACAAGAGAAUAAAAACAACUCAAAUAAAAUGAAUAAACAAAUUAAAUCAAAUCGAAAAGAACUCAGUGCCGAUACCAAAAUAAUUAAUAACUAAACAUAAUCUCCAAGUGUAUAGAAGCGAACCCAACGAAAUUACCCACACACAGCACAGCACAUUUCACCAUUAUCCGUCAUCCAUUGUCCCUUCAAAAGAAAAACAAUUUAAGAAAAACAGAAACAAGAAAGUGAAAUAAACCAAAUAUAGUGGAUAGAGCGACACUUAAACACACUCACACAGAAAGUACAAAUAAAGUAUGCGAAAUCGGAUCCGAAUCAUAGAACCACUAUCCCCGAAACCACACUCCACAAGUCCAACCUUCCCUUCCUACCUGCUACCCGCCCUGCUAUCAGUCAAGCUAAAAGUUUUAUUAGAGAACACAUUCCAAAAAGCAACAAAGUAAAGUCUUAAAAACGAAACGAAACAAUAAAUAACUAACAAAGUUGUUCAAAUAAAUAACAAAUAAAUACGAAUAAAAACAAAGGGUGCUAUAGAAGGUUUAUUUUAAAUAGUUUUUUAAAUAUAAUCUUAAUUUAAUAUCAAACUCACUCAUCACACACACCAACACACACACACAUACACACAAUCGAUUAAAAGUUAAAAACAGCAAAAACAAAACAAAAUUAUGAAGCAACACUCUGACAGACGGACAGACGAGCGGACGGACAUGAUGGAAAAUCGGACAGAUUGACGGACACUACAAAUACGAGGAUAGGAUAUCCCCAAUGCGAAAACAGAAACUUAUCGAAUCUUGUUCAAUACUCACACAAAAAACACACACUUAUACAAACAAAAUGAAUAUCAAGGAUGAAUAUCAAAUGAAUAAACAGAGGCUCUCUUAUGUUAGAUACACACACAAACACUCAACACAACACACAUAACAACAAAACAUACAUUUACCCUAUACAUAGAGGAACAUUUGCAACAAACGGCAACACACUCAUCCACAAAAAGCAAUGUACUGAAACAAA
Drosophila guanche is the source of this 5193-nucleotide messenger RNA. RefSeq names its product protein vein (gene vn). Bases 2135 to 4102 code for a protein of 655 amino acids. The transcript has 5 exons. The record is from RefSeq and is a predicted model, not a curated record. Gene Ontology annotation, biological process: animal organ development; nervous system development; regulation of transcription by RNA polymerase II. NCBI's taxonomy places the organism in Eukaryota, Metazoa, Arthropoda, Insecta, Diptera, Drosophilidae. Gene Ontology annotation, molecular function: signaling receptor binding; transcription coactivator activity. Gene Ontology annotation, cellular component: mediator complex.